Durotheca rogersii is the source of this 1171-nucleotide messenger RNA. RefSeq lists its product as uncharacterized. The coding region runs from base 95 to 778 and encodes 227 amino acids. The record is from RefSeq and is a predicted model, not a curated record. The transcript has 2 exons. NCBI's taxonomy places the organism in Eukaryota, Fungi, Ascomycota, Sordariomycetes, Xylariales, Xylariaceae.
UAGCAGAAAUAAGCGACCUGCCGCCGACAUGGAUCCAAGACAGGACUGUUUCUCACCCACCUAUACCUAGUAUUCUCGGCCCGCUGAAGCACGGAUGCGCAGAACAGCUUGGAGGGGGCCGGGCGUACUUGUAGCAGACCGACCUGCUGUCUGCGCUACCUACCGCCCUGCCCCCAACCUAAUACCUCCUUGUAUACUCGCAACACCUCGACGACCACUCACGACCUCCGCCGCGACGUCGACGUCAAAGAAAGCACCCGCCCGUCUGUCUGCCCUCUCCGUUCGCCCCCGGCUGGCAUCCAGCGCCUCGUGCGAACCCCGACAACAUGCGCGCGUCCGUGCCUACGGGCCUCGUCCUCGCCCUCGCCGGCGCCGCGCUGGCGAAGCCGGAGCAGAUCCGCGCCGUGCAGGCGCCCGUCUUCCACUACUACCUGCAGGCGUACCCGGAGGACCCGACGAUCCCGGUGCUGGGGCCGGAGGCGAGCAGCGAGUUCUUCGCGAUCGGGGGCACGAUCCAGAGCGCGAACACGUCGGCGUACCUGAACGUCGAGGGUGCGGGCGCGGGCGGGCCAUCGUACAAGACGCUGACGUUCGCGGCGGGCGCGAGCGCCGGCGCCGGCGCAACGGACGCCUGGGCGCUCGAGGGCGACACCAUCAUCACCCGCCACGCCAGCCCCUGGGGCCGCCAGCUCAACUUCCUCGCCUGCCAACUCGCCCCCGACUACUGGCAGGUCUACCUCCAGACCGGCAGCGACGUGCCCGCCGGCCGCACUUGUAGCAAUUACCAGAGCCUGCACUUGCCGUGCCUGUGCUAGGGGGGUACCGGUAGGGCGGGAGGAUAGGGCGGGAGGAUAGGGGAAGGGGAAGAGGGGGAGAAAGGAGGGAUUAGGGAUGUCGAGAGAGGAGAGGGGGGGAGGCAAGGUAAAGGGGUGUAUGAUUAUACGUGGGUAUAUAAUCGAAAACGCGAUAUAGCGGUCCUGUCCCCUAGCUCGGCUUGCGGCGGGAACCGAUGCGAGUUUGAAGCACCUACGUAAUCGACGCCCGAGAGCAUGUGUACUCGUAGGACACAUAGACACGUAGACACCUAGAUAUCCUUACGUGUGUAAAUGCAUACUGGUACAUACACCCGACUAAGAGAUACACAACAAAGAAGGCCUCGAGUUUUCCGGAG